Molecule: messenger RNA, 1956 nt
Organism: Trichosporon asahii var. asahii CBS 2479
Lineage: Eukaryota; Fungi; Basidiomycota; Tremellomycetes; Trichosporonales; Trichosporonaceae
Exons: 3
Coding region: 1-1956 (651 amino acids)
Source: RefSeq, a predicted model, not a curated record
AUGGAUGCUCAUCGACCUUUGCGCCGCCGACCGCUGCGAUUCCCAAGCUUCCGGAUACGGUUCUUGCCCAUAUUCGCCGGGCUGUCCUUCGCCGGUCUGGUCAUCGCCCUCGGCACAUUGAUCUAUGUCUCCUACGACUGGGUCAGGGUGAUUUCUGACCCGUACUGGCUGUCCUACGAGCAGAGUUACAGGUGGCACACCAACGGAGUCCGCUCCCUGAUCCACGAGGGCGUUCGAUUCGAUGUGGGGUUGAGCAUCUUCGCCGUCAAGCCAGCCAACGGUACAGAGCGCCCGGAGUGCACGGAGGAGAAACUCGCUCAAUGGAGAUCGAGCAGGAUAGGCUUCACGAAAGCCGACGAAGGGCCUGACAUCCUGAGGACAUCGGAUCGAAGGCUGGAUGACAAGCCUCCCUGCGAUUCUCUCUACGUCCCUGAGACCAAUGAGCUCUGGAGCGGAAUUGUCGCUCGCGAUCUUACGUUGGCUGACAAGACGAGUGAAAGUGGUAUCGAUUUUAACAUUCCUCCGGAAACUCUAAGUCUCUUUGCGGAAGCUACAAAGUCCGUUCCAGUCAAGGAGGGCGUCAAGAAUGCCACAGCACUUCGGCAGACAUACCUGAAUAGUCUGUCUGUUCGCGUUCCGCUCGUGAAAACAAACUUCAGGGGUGCGUUUGUGGCGACCGGGGUGCAAGCAACACUGUUACGCCAAACGAAUUGGAUCAAGAGAGAUGUAUUUGAGGACCGUCACGCGGUGCUCAUGCACGGAGCUUGUACGUCACGCGCCCGAAACUGGGUCAAGCAUCGCCUGUUGUGCGCUGAGGAGCGAUACGAAACCACUGGACAUUGGCGGGCGGCGUAUGAACUGGAAACAAAGACCGCCAAAAGACGCUACAGCCACCUUCAUUAUGCACCCUACCUCAGCUACUCUGGGGUCGGCUCUAUGAGCCAUUUGCAAGUUCCCAAAAGCUCGCAGCUGAAGGAGUUUGGCCACCACAACCUGAAAUUCCGUCUCGCCAUUGUGGGGCACCGGCGCAUGGGCUUCCUUGAUCACGAAACCGUUCUUAAUCCCCAGCUGGGGAGAGACCGAGCGGAAGACCAACGUCGGCACGACGGCUACGAGGCACUGCAUGCCGUGCUGGGUCUCCGGGGUUGGAGGGCUGCUCGUCUUGGUGGAAGCCAUGUGCUCUCCGUUUUAUCAUGGGUUGGAUGGCUGAUGGGGAGGCUCCUGAUACUUCUGUAUUGGGCCACUCGCACUACUACAACUGGCAUCAGCUUAUGGGGCACAUCGCUGCUCGUCAUCGGUGAAGCCCUACGCAGCAUCGCGUUCACGUACGACUACUACCUGGAGACCCUUCCAAGUUGGCUCUUCUACGUCUCAAUCUGGGGCAUCCUGCUUCUUCCUGAAGUUCUGCAAUUAAGAGCCAUUCUGCCGACAUCGCUCGAAAAGCAGGGUGACACAUGGACAGUGGCAGAUAUCCCCCGCACGGCGCGCGAGCGCAGGUCUGCUCGCCUCGACAUCGGCCCCUUCUAUCUCGCCGUGCUCUGGGUCACCCUCACCGCUGCCUCAUACAUGGUGUAUGGAUGGCCGAUGAGAGUCCUACGUGCGUCGCAGGACCAUUUCAUGCGCAAGCAAUUCGAGUACCCCUACCUUGGUGAGGAGGUGUUUAGCCGCAUGUCGCUCCUUCCCAUCGCGCAGGCCACUGUCACAGCUGGGCAGAUCGCACAGCUUGUCAUGAACUUCCGCUCCAAGACCUUCGCGGGCAACUAUGCCCUGACAUGCGCUUGUAAGGUAGCUGCAUUGGGUGGGAUGGCGGCGCCCUUCGUCGCUGGCAAGGCGUACCAUGAGGGAUUGUAUCUCGGUGCUGUCGCUCAGGGGUUUCUUGUGUUAGCUGAGGCUGCACAGGCUGCGUGGUACCCUCGGGUUGAGCAGGAGGUGGAGGACGACGACGUGGAGUUGUGA